AGCGGGAGCGCCCCCGCCUGGCGGCGCAGGCCAAACGGUCAGAGCACGUGGCGGGCGCGGGAGAACCGCUGGAAGGUUGCGGACUAGGCGGAGUCGGCUGGCGUGCUGUCGAGAGACACGAGGAGCGGCCCGGCGAGGAGGGACAGGCAGGCAGCUCUUGCUCAGUGAGAAUUUAGGGGUCUUCCUAUGUAGCCCAGGCUGACCGUGAACUCGGGAAUCCUCCUGCCUCAUCCUCCCACGUGCUGGGAUUAUAAGCGUGCGCCAGCAUGCCGGGCGCUACAUACUUUUAGGAAUCGAACUCAAGGGCUUUGCGCUUGCCAGACAGACUCUGCCGCUGAGCUGUAUCCACGGCCCUUAUUUUUAUGUUUUAAAUAGCGUCCUCCUUUAAAAGCCCUCGUCACCGCGUGUGUAUACCCGCCUCUCCCAGCUAGACGGAAGCAGCUUCCCUGGCAAGAGUUGGCCUUGGGUCCGGCAUCCAGGCGACAGGCGAGUUCUUCGCACAAGAGAGACACCAAUGACUGGAUGCUACUUUCUUUGUCCUUAACAGAAAGUAAAAUUUCAGGUUUCAGAAUCCUAUCAUAACCUGCCACUGCAAGGGCGGAAGCUUUCGGCCUUUCUCUGAAGAAUGGCAGUGCUUCUGUUUGGUGUCUGGGCCCUGCUGGCCUUGACUUCUUGCCCAGGGGCCACAGAGGAGCUAUUUGAGGUUUCUGUCUGGCCCAGUCAGGCCCUCGUGGGCUUUGGACAGUCUCUGGUGGUCAACUGCAGCACCACCUGCCCGGACCCCGGGCCCAGUGGCAUCGACACCUUCUUAAAGAAAACCCAGGUGGACAAAGGGCGCCAGUGGAAGGCAUUUCUCCUGGAGGAUGUCACCGAGAACUGUGUCCUGCAGUGCUUCUUUUCUUGUUCGGGGGUCCAAAAGGACACAAGCCUUGACGUCACUGUGUAUCAGCCGCCCGAGCAGGUGAUCCUGGAGCUGCAGCCGGACUGGGUAGCCAUGGAUGAAGCCUUUACAGUGAGGUGCCUCGUGCCCCGUGUGGCACCGCUAGAGCACCUCACACUUACCCUUUUCCAGGGUAACCAAGAGCUGUAUAGAAAGAACUUUGUGAGCUUGGCUUUGGCCUCUCAAAACGCUGAGGUUACCAUCAGUAUCACGGCCCACAGGGAGAAUGACAGGUGCAAUUUCUCCUGCAGUGCAGAGCUAGAUUUGAAUUCACAAGGUGGAGGGCUCUUUCGCGGCAGCUCAGCCAUCAAGGUACUCCGGAUCUUUGAAUUCGUUCAGAGACCCCUGAUCUGGGUCUCUUUGGUUCUGGAAGUUGGGACGACAGAGCCUGUGAGCUGUGAGGUGGCGAGGGUGUUUCCAGCCAAAGAAGCUGUAUUCCACAUGUUCCUGGGAGACCAGGAGCUGCACCCCUUCCUCUCCUGGAAGGGAGACACGGCGUGGGCCAACGCCACUGUUCGGGCCACGGAGACUGGUGCCCAGGAGCUGUCAUGCUUCGUUUCUCUGGGUCCAGUGGAACAGGAAACAAGGCGGCCAGUGCACGUCUACAGUUUCCCUCCACCAGUCCUACAGAUAGAAGAAUCAUACCCUCUGGCAGGGACAGAUGUUAAUGUCACCUGCUCGGGGCAUAUAUUAACGUCACCUACUCCUACUCUUCGGCUUCAAGGGGCCCCAGAUCUCCCUGCCCCUGGGGAACCUGCCCGGCUUCUGUUUACUGCCAAAGAGGAUGAUGACGGCCGAAAUUUCUCCUGUGAGGCCUCUUUAGAAGUGCAAGGUCAACGACUGGUUAAAACUGCUGUGCUUCAGCUCCAUGUUUUGUACAAGCCAAGGUUAGAAGAAUCUGGUUGCCCUCGCAAUCAGACAUGGGUAGAAGGAAAGGAGCAGAUGCUUGCUUGCGUCCCAGAGGGAAACCCGGCUCCAACGUUAGUGUGCAUCUGGAAUGGGAUUAGCAUUGACCUCGAAGUGCCGCAAAAGGCCACCCAGAACCACACUGGAAUCUAUCGCUGCACAGCCACUAACCGGCUGGGCUCUGUCCGCAAAGACAUUGCUGUUAUUGUUCAAGGACGCCGUGAACAAAGCAGCUCUACCAUCUUCCUCCUUGGUGUCAUCUUCCUUGUGCUGGGCAUAAACACAGCAGCGCUGUAUUUUCACUUUCGGCCCUGCAAAACAAAAGAAGACGGAACCGCCGUGCCAGCGGGAAGGACACGACAAAGUGAAGAAAAGCCAGUUGGGUGUUCAACAAGUGGAGAAAAAACAGUAUGGUGUUCAACAGGCAGAAAUGUGUGACUCGCAUGAUUUUUGUCGAGAAACAGGUCUCUGGGUGAAAGAGAUUUGUACUAUUGGGAUUUCCCAAGGAGGAAAGAGUAGACCAAGGAAAAAGGAACAGAAAAAAAAAAAAAAAGGAAGAAACACUGUGAAACUGUGCUCCACUUCGUGUUCUGCUGCUCAGGUUCCCUUGUCCUGUGUGUCCAACCCGGGCACACGUUUUCCUGAGUUUAUUCCAGUCGGUAGGAGUUUUAGGCCCACUAGGGAGAGGGCCUUUUUCUCCUUGAUAUGUGCUUAGUUUGUUCUUAGAUUAAAAAAAAAUCUUGCAAUUGCC
Chinchilla lanigera (long-tailed chinchilla) is the source of this 2597-nucleotide messenger RNA. Its product is annotated as intercellular adhesion molecule 5-like. The coding region runs from base 626 to 2284 and encodes 552 amino acids. NCBI's taxonomy places the organism in Eukaryota, Metazoa, Chordata, Mammalia, Rodentia, Chinchillidae. Gene Ontology annotation, cellular component: membrane. Gene Ontology annotation, molecular function: integrin binding. The record is from RefSeq and is a predicted model, not a curated record. Gene Ontology annotation, biological process: cell-cell adhesion. The transcript is spliced from 9 exons.